Molecule: messenger RNA, 1339 nt
Organism: Prunus dulcis (almond)
Lineage: Eukaryota; Viridiplantae; Streptophyta; Magnoliopsida; Rosales; Rosaceae
Product: bifunctional aspartokinase/homoserine dehydrogenase-like
Exons: 10
Coding region: 83-1060 (325 amino acids)
Biological process (GO): aspartate family amino acid biosynthetic process
Molecular function (GO): aspartate kinase activity; homoserine dehydrogenase activity
Source: RefSeq, a predicted model, not a curated record
CCCAAAGUACAAUCAAACCCCAGAAACCCCGAACGGCAGCAGAGUUUGAGAGUUUAGCAAGCAAAAUCCAGACAAAGGAACAAUGAAAAAGAAUAUCUCUCUGAUUCUGAUGGGUGUUGGAGGCGUUGGGCGUCAGCUCCUUCAACACAUUGUCUCCUGUCGAUCUCUUCACGCUAAACAGGGAAUUCACUUGAGAGUUGUGGGAGUAUCUGAUAGUAAAUCCUUAGUUGUUGCAUCGGAUGCAUUUACUAUGGAGUUGGGUGAUACAUUUUUAAUGGAAGUUUGCCGGGUCAAGUCGGAUGGUGCUUCUUUGUCCACAAUUAGUGGUUAUGAUGAAUCCAAGGUAUUCACAAAUUCAGAAUCAACCAAAAAGAUUAUAGAUGUUGCUGCAUUCUUGGGCAAAUCGACAGGCUUGGCUCUUGUAGAUUGCUCUGCCAGUUCUGAGACUAUUCCCGUGCUAACCCAAGCAGUUGAUUUGGAUUGUUGCAUUGUCAUGGCAAAUAAGAAACCUCUGACUUCGACAAUGGAGGAUUAUGACAAAUUAAUUUUAUACCCAAGGCGUAUUCGCCACGAGUCAACUGUUGGUGCUGGCCUUCCUGUCAUAGCAUCCUUAAAUCGCAUACUUUCUUCUGGAGAUCCUGUCCACCGCAUUAUUGGGAGUUUGAGCGGGACAUUGGGUUAUGUAAUGAGCGAGGUUGAAGAUGGAAAGCCACUAAGCCAAGUUGUUCAAUCUGCUAAAAACCUGGGUUACACUGAACCAGAUCCACGUGAUGACCUUAGUGGGAUGGAUGUCGCAAGAAAGGCUUUGAUACUUGCAAGGCUUCUUGGUCGGCGGAUUAAUUUGGAUGACAUUAAGAUUGAGAGUUUGUAUCCUGAAGAAAUGGCACCUAGUGUAAUGUCUAUUGAAGACUUUCUGGGAACUGGGAUAUUAUCGCUCGAUAAAGAUAUCCAAGAGAGAGUCUCUAAGGCUUCUUUGAAUGGGAAUGUGCUACGUUAUGUCUGUGUGAUUGACGCCUCAAGGUACUCUUUCUAUAUUUCUGUUCAAAAUUCGAUAUGCUAAACCAAGCACCUCUCAAGCAUGUAUGCAUGUGUUUGCAUUAUGUUUUUAUGUUGUUUGUCAGUGUGCAUGUAUUCAUAUGUGCAAAUUCAAUUCUUACGUGUGAUAUAAGUAUUCAGUUUUCCAUAAAUCUAGGAUCUGAAAUCAAGGUAUUCUUCUUAACUGAAUGUUUUCAUCAUUGAAAGUCUGAUGUUUCUGUUUAAGUUUAUUAUGCACAAGGAUUCACUUAAUGGUUAGUUUGGAUAAAAUAGGAAUAUGUAAGUGAAGGUUGAAGCGAUAGAU